AGAAAUGACUAGAUAUCAUUCCUUCUCUGUCCCCUAUCACACUCUUACUUUCUUAGUUUGUUUCAUCUUCAUCCAUGCUUCCCCAGCGGCCGCUGAUAAGCCAACCGAGCUAGUAGACCAGGUCUGCAACCAAACAUCAAACUACACUUUCUGUGUCGAAGCUCUUUAUUCCGACUCACGUACCCCAGAUGCCGAUAGCUACACACUGGCCUUCAUCUCCUUUGGAUUAGCAUACACCAAUGCAAACAACACCACAGACUAUUACAUAGCAGAGCUAUUCAAGAAUACUUCUAGUCAAGAUUACCAUUACCGUCUCGAAACAUGCAGCCAUGAUUAUCUCAGGGCAGUUUCUAAACUGGAAGAGGCUUACAAUGACUUGAACUCGGAGACCUUUUUUGGGUUGGCGGAAUUGGCAGGUAUUGCUUCCAAUGCUUCUGAUCAUUGCCAGGAUACUUUCAAGGGAAUCUCUUCACCACCUUUAGAGAGCAGGAAUGGUGAUUUAAAACGUCUUUGUGAAAUCGGUGCCACCAUUGCUAAGUUGUUUACUGGAUCCUCGUGAUCAUGAUUUUAUACAAUUAUGUCUCCUUGAAACCAUGUACAUAAAGAAAGCUUUUAGUUCUUUUUUUGUUC
Molecule: messenger RNA, 630 nt
Organism: Populus euphratica (Euphrates poplar)
Lineage: Eukaryota; Viridiplantae; Streptophyta; Magnoliopsida; Malpighiales; Salicaceae
Product: cell wall / vacuolar inhibitor of fructosidase 2-like
Exons: 1
Coding region: 5-559 (184 amino acids)
Molecular function (GO): enzyme inhibitor activity
Source: RefSeq, a predicted model, not a curated record